AUCUUACUAUCUUUUAUCAUUUAUCACAACUCGGGCUUUCAAGUAUUGCCUCGGCUGCUAUCAGUGCCAUGUUUUAGAAAACACUAAAAAGUAACUCCGUAACUAUCUUCCUUCCCGUACCUUUGUACCCCACAUAGAAAGACCUCUACCUCAACUCAGACAAACCCUGCAAAAUGUCGAGAGUGUACAAAUCAAUUAUAACUAUUGCGGACAGGUUUGUCCCAGGUUCCAUGCGUCCUAUGUGGGAACAUCCUGCUGGACCUAAAACAAUAUUCUUCUGGGCGCCUGCCUUCAAAUGGGGUUUGGUGAUAGCUGGGUUGGGUGACUUGAAUCGACCUGUCGAGUCCUUGUCUAUCCGCCAGUCCGCAUCACUAGCGGCCACCGGCAUUAUCUGGUCCCGAUACUCCCUAGUUAUUAUACCUAAAAACUACAGCCUCUUUGCUGUCAAUGUAUUUGUAGCUUGUACUAGUGUAUACCAAUUGUCGAGAGCUUAUAUGUAUCAUAGGGAUCAGGAAAAAUUAAAACAGGCCCCCGCGCAGUAAGUAGUAAAACCUCUUUUGGCCAAGUGAUUUUGCUGUGGUACAAAUGUAUGCAGCGCCAAAUGUCACUGGCCAACAAGUUUUGUCUUUGGUUAGGGCGAUAGUUACGGGAUGUUACAUGGUGCCACUCUAGUAGCCGGGCCUUAGUAGUUCAUUUUUUUCAAUUUAGAUGUGAGUUCGUUGUCUCACCCAGAUAGCUAGAUUCUACUUCAACAUUGACAAAUAUAUAUUUAAUUGUUAUUUUUAUGCUAGCAAAGGGUAUUAAUUUAUUAUUAGCUGAUUUUGUUUAUUAUUUAUUUAGUUAAUUUCAAUUGUAGACAUUAAAUAUUAUGUAUAAUUAGUAUAUUUUGGGAAGGAUAGGAAUAUAUUUUUUUAAUGUUAGUUUGUGAUAUAAGUACAAGGCCUUGUACAAUUUUGGAUCAAAAUUAUUCUGUUGAUGUUGUCAUAAGUAAUGUAUAAUGGAAACUAAAUGAAACAUUAAGUUCAAUGGAGUCAGAAAAUAGAAUCACACACGCAGAUUCUUCAGAAUUUAGAAGAUUCAGAGAAAAUUUUCAGUAUUUCCUGAAAACCUGCACUGGUUUAUUUAUACUUACUCUCCUAAAUCAUAGACCCUACCCUCUAUAUUUAUAAUACAUUAUCACAUGACACCUAUCUGUGUAUUGCUACCUAAUGCCAUUGUUCUAUUUUGUGACUGCAUUGUGACUACCAAUUCGUUAACUAUGACUUACAAAUGAGGUCUUAAGAAGGUCCAUUCAAAUGUUAAAGCGCCAUUUAAUGGCAAUAGACACUACAAACGCUGGCGGAUACAGGUUGGGGAGUUUUUGGAAAUGCAGCAUGGAUGCCUGUUGAUUGUUAUGCAUUCCAUGUAUGAUAUGCAUGCUAUAUGGCCUAAGGCUGUAUUUUAAAUAUUUCAGACUUAGUGUGAAAUAAGAACGGACUUGUUACGCUCGCGAAUGCCACUUUAGCUUAUUUGAAUGUUUUUUUUAUUAUUUAUACUUUUAUAGUUCGUCAACAUUUACGAUUUGUAAAUGAUUCUUGACAUUUAGAACUAUAAAGGUAUUUUUGCAAUUAAAGUCUUAAAUCGAUUCGGUACGUUCCCAAAUAAAUCUGUAUUCGUCACAUUUGUUUGCGAUAAAAACGCUGUAAUAUUUCAUUUCUGUUACAGCGUAAGUAAUUAUAUUUUUUAUCAAAUGACCUCAAGUCGGAAUGGUCCGUUGUUUAAUUAACGUGAUCUCGAAACGAUUAAUUCAGAAAGACAAGAAUCUGUGACAAUGUUGAUAGUAUCUGUUAUCAUAGCUUAUCUAAAUUGAGAAUAGGUGCAUAAAAAUUCUGAUUAGGUAAACAUUUUGUCUCAUAACUGUGAUAUUCUUAACGUAAAUGUGGUUGUAGACCAAACGAAUGUUUAGUACCUAUUGUUAUCUUUGUCAUAGCACACCGUUCAUGUAACAUGGCGUUAUUAAAAUUAAAUCAUAGUUUUGUAAAAGAACACUUUGUCUAUUUUUGUAAAACCUUUUUGGAUUUGUGGAAAUAUAUGUUUUUAUAUUUCGAA
Molecule: messenger RNA, 2088 nt
Organism: Helicoverpa zea (corn earworm)
Lineage: Eukaryota; Metazoa; Arthropoda; Insecta; Lepidoptera; Noctuidae
Product: mitochondrial pyruvate carrier 2-like
Exons: 3
Coding region: 174-542 (122 amino acids)
Biological process (GO): pyruvate import into mitochondria
Cellular component (GO): mitochondrial inner membrane
Molecular function (GO): pyruvate transmembrane transporter activity
Source: RefSeq, a predicted model, not a curated record